AAUCUGUCAAACGGUACGAUGCAUAAUUUUUGAGUUAUGUUUUGAUACACAAGUUUGUAAUUUUCUUCGUAUGCCGCAAAUGACAGUAAAGUGAUGCGAAGUUGUUAAUUUGAAACUAUUAUUAACGUUGCUGCAAGAGAAAUAAUUAUUUUUCUUAGCUUUGAUCUACAGAACAAUGUCAAAGACAGCUACCCCAGUCGCUGAUGCUGCCAGCCAGCAACAGGCCGAACUGGAAUGGAUUCAGAUGAGAAAGGAUUACCCGAGCCUGCAGGUGGAAACGGCUAAAGAAAAGCUGAUUCGGAAGGUGAAGGAUAACCCGUUGGUUCCUAUCGGGUGUGCCGCAACAUUAGGUGCUCUCUGUUUUGGGCUCUGGAGUUUCCGCCAGGGUAGAUCACGGAUGUCUCAGUACAUGAUGAGGGCUCGAAUUUUGGCACAAGGCUUCACCGUGGUGGCACUGGUUGUGGGCGUUGGCCUCACGUACGGCAAAACGGCUGACGGAAAUAAGAAGUAAUGACCUCGCUGGGUACAGCGUUUGUUUUGUUAGUUUGUGAUGAUAUAUGAUAUGAUAUAAUAUAUAUAAGUAGAAUGAA
Messenger RNA from Toxorhynchites rutilus septentrionalis, 590 nucleotides. Its product is annotated as HIG1 domain family member 2A, mitochondrial. Gene Ontology annotation, biological process: mitochondrial respirasome assembly. The record is from RefSeq and is a predicted model, not a curated record. NCBI's taxonomy places the organism in Eukaryota, Metazoa, Arthropoda, Insecta, Diptera, Culicidae. The coding region runs from base 176 to 511 and encodes 111 amino acids. The transcript is spliced from 2 exons. Gene Ontology annotation, cellular component: mitochondrion.